Molecule: messenger RNA, 2761 nt
Organism: Euleptes europaea (tarantolino)
Lineage: Eukaryota; Metazoa; Chordata; Lepidosauria; Squamata; Sphaerodactylidae
Gene: EPS15L1
Product: epidermal growth factor receptor pathway substrate 15 like 1
Exons: 23
Coding region: 1-2760 (919 amino acids)
Biological process (GO): endocytosis; endosomal transport
Cellular component (GO): cytoplasm; clathrin coat of coated pit; plasma membrane
Molecular function (GO): calcium ion binding; cadherin binding
Source: RefSeq, a predicted model, not a curated record
AUGUUUGUCUCACAGGUGGAUCCGGCGUCCGUUGGGAGAAUCGGGGCCAGUGAGGCUGCUUUGUUCCUUAAAAAGUCCGGCCUCGCAGAUGCCAUUCUUGGGAAAAUAUGGGACUUGGCAGAUCCUGAGGGUAAAGGAUUCCUAGACAAACAGGGUUUCUUCAUUGCGCUGCGGCUGGUGGCCUGUGCACAGAGUGGCCAGGAGGUCAGCCUGAGCAACCUGAACCUGGUAUUGCCACCUCCAAAAUUUCACGACAGUCCCAGCCCCAUGCAGGUCUCCUCUUCGUCAGACGGCCACUGGGCGGUCAGGGUGGAAGAGAAAGCCAAGUUUGAUGGCAUUUUUGAAAGCCUUUUGCCAGUAAACGGUUUACUUUCGGGAGACAAAGUGAAGCCAGUGUUGAUGAACUCUAAACUACCUCUUGAUAUUCUUGGAAGGGUCUGGGAUCUCAGCGACAUUGACAAAGAUGGUCAUCUCGACAAAGAUGAAUUUGCUGUGGCAAUGCACCUGGUCUAUCGCGCCCUUGAGAAGGAGCCCGUCCCCUCUGUCUUGCCCCCGUCUCUCGUCCCGCCUUCCAAGCGGAAGAAGAUGCCCGCCUUCCCUGGAGCAGUCCCUGUUCUUCCUGCUAGCCCUCCUCCCCCCAAAGACAGCCUGCGCUCCACCCCCUCCCACGGCAGCGUCAACAGCCUGAACAGCACAGGGAGCCUCUCGCCCAAGCACAGCCUCAAGCAAGCUCAGGCCCCUGCGACCUGGGUGGUGCCGGUGACCGACAAGGCUCGCUAUGACGAGAUUUUCUUGAAAACAGACUUGGACCUGGAUGGGUUUGUGAGCGGUCUGGAAGUGAAGGACAUCUUCAUGCACUCCGGUCUUUCCCAGAAGCUCUUAGCACACAUAUGGGCCUUGGCCGACACGAGGCAGAUGGGGAAGCUGAAUAAAGACCAGUUUGCGCUCGCCAUGUUCCUCAUUCAGCAGAAGGUCAGUAAAGGCAUCGAUCCUCCGCAGGUGUUGCUCCCAGAGAUGAUUCCUCCCUCAGAAAGGAGCACUCCGGUACAGACUCUCUCAGGCUACUUGGCCUCUGUAGGACCUGAGAUCUCGACGCUCGCAGAAAUGCGUCGUGACAGCUCGAGUUCCAUCGGAUCUGGGGAAUUUACUGGUGUGAAAGAGCUGGAUGACAUCAGCCAGGAGAUCGCACAGCUGCAGAGAGAGAAGUAUUCUCUAGAGCAGGACAUCCGAGAGAGGGAGGAGGUAAUCCGGCAGAAGACGACUGAAGUCCAGGAUUUGCAAAACGACUUAGACCGAGAAGCCAGCAGCCUGCAGGAGAUGGAGGCUCAGAAGCAGGAUGCCCAGGACCGCCUGGACGAGAUGGAGCAGCAGAAGGCCAAGCUGAAGGACAUGCUGAGCGACGUCAGGCAGAAGUGCCAGGAAGAGACGCAGGUGAUUUCAUCAUUAAAAAUGCAGAUUCAGUCCCAGGAGUCAGAUCUCAAAUCCCAGGAAGAUGACAUCAGUAGAGCAAAAGUAGAACUGAAUCGUCUGCAGCAGGAAGAGACCCAGCUAGAGCAGAGCAUCCAGGCUGGGAAAGUGCAGCUGGAAACCAUCAUAAAAUCUCUGAAAUCAACUCAGGAAGAAAUCAGUCAGGCAAGAAGCAAGCUUGCCCGGCUGCAGGAGAGCCAUCAGGAAGCCAGCAGAAACAUCGAUCAGUAUAAUGAAGCCCUGAAUGGAGUCCACGGUGGCAGCAUGACCAACCUGGCUGACCUGAACGAGGGAAACCCACCGAAGGACCGGGGCAGCUUUGGAACCUUGGACGAUCCGUUCAAGAACAAGGCCCUGUUCUUCGGCGGCGGCAGCAGCAGCACCCAGGAGCUGCACGUGGACCCCUUCCAGGCCGAAGACCCGUUCCGGUCAGACCCCUUCAAAGGAGCAGACCCCUUCAAAGGCAGCGACCCCUUCCAGAACGACCCUUUCGCGGAGCAGCCGGCUGCAGCAGCUGAUCCAUUCGGAGCAGAUCCAUUUAAAGAAAGUGACCCGUUCCAGACUUCUGCGCCAGAGGAUUUCUUUAAGAAGCCUGAGAAAAGUGAUCCAUUUGUGUCUGACCCAUUCUCAAAAAAUCCCACGCUGCCCUCGAACAAACCUCACAGCUUUGAGAACUCCGAUCCUUUCAUGACAGCGAGUCUCUCUUCGAAAGGCCCAGAUCUUUUUGGGACGUUGGAUCCCUUUGGCAGCGGUGCUUUCAAUAGCAGUGAAGGAUUUGCAGAUUUUAGCCGAAUGUCAAAGCCUCCAGCACCAGAUCCGUUCAACUCCUCUGUCGGAGGGGGUGGCUUUCCAGAUGACCCCUUCAAGAGUAAGCCCGACACUCCUGCUCUGCCGCCAAAGAAGAACAUGCCCCCCAGGCCCAAGUUACCAAGCGGUAAAAGUACUCCUGUAAGCCAACUUGGGUCUUCCGAUUUUGCCAAGCCCCCCGAUCCAUUCCAGCCAUUUGGGUUUGACAGCAGUGACCCGUUUCAGAGUAAAAAGGGGUUUGGGGACCUAUUUAGUGGAAAGGACCCGUUUGCUCCUCCUCCUCCCUCUUCAAGUAAACCUUCUAAAGACUCUUCCCGGGGGUUUGCUGACUUCAGCUCUCUUGGCAAUGAGGAGCAGCAGUUGGUGUGGGCCAAGCGUGAGAGUGAGAGGGCGGAGCAGGAGCGGCUGGCGCGGCUGCAGAGGCAGGAGCAGGAGGACCUGGAGCUGGCCAUCGCCCUCAGCAAGGCAGACAUGCCCGCCUCCUAAG